Cryptomeria japonica (Japanese cedar) is the source of this 3232-nucleotide messenger RNA. RefSeq names its product valine--tRNA ligase, chloroplastic/mitochondrial 2. Gene Ontology annotation, molecular function: aminoacyl-tRNA deacylase activity; valine-tRNA ligase activity; ATP binding. Gene Ontology annotation, cellular component: cytosol; cytoplasm. Lineage: Eukaryota; Viridiplantae; Streptophyta; Pinopsida; Cupressales; Cupressaceae. The transcript is spliced from 26 exons. The coding region runs from base 117 to 3023 and encodes 968 amino acids. Gene Ontology annotation, biological process: valyl-tRNA aminoacylation. The record is from RefSeq and is a predicted model, not a curated record.
AUUUAACCUAUCCAUAUUGUCGAUAGAGGCAAAGAAAUGAAAAGUUUAUGAGGAGGAUUUGGUGGUGAGGCAGUUGCAGUGGCUUCUUAUCCACUCCCUUUUCUCAAUCAUCAGUAAUGGCAUUAUCAUAUUCUGCCGCUUGUCCUGUGCCGGGCAGCGCAAGGGGUUUGAAAAUGGGUCGCAUGUGCCUCUACUCCAUCUCCAUCUCCUCAUUUAUAGCUCCAAUUCCAUUUCACCGUUUUGCAGGUAGAGUUCACAAGAGCAAAGCGUCCAUAGGCAUUCAAGUCUUAUCCUCAGCCCAGCUGCCUAAGACUUUUGAUUUUUCAGCUGAAGAAAGAAUAUAUAACUGGUGGGAGUCUCAAGGAUUCUUUAAACCUAACCUUAACAAAGAUGGAAGGUCUUUCGUGAUUUCCAUGCCACCUCCUAAUGUCACGGGAGCUUUGCACAUGGGCCAUGCCAUGUUUGUUACUCUUGAGGAUAUUAUGAUCAGAUAUUGGCGGAUGAAGGGCAGAUCAACACUGUGGAUUCCAGGAACUGAUCAUGCUGGUAUUGCAACACAGCUAGUUGUAGAGAAACUGUUGGCAUCUGAAGGUACACGAAGGGAAGAUUUGAGCAGAGAUGAAUUUGUAGCCAGGGUUUGGGAAUGGAAGAGGAAGUAUGGAGGCACCAUUACAAACCAGCUCAGGAGAUUAGGUGCAUCAUGUGACUGGAGUAGAGAGCAUUUCACUCUUGAUGAUCAGUUGAGUCAAGCUGUUGUGGAGGCUUUCAUCCAGUUACAUGAGAAGGGCUUGGUCUAUCGAGGAACAUAUAUGGUCAACUGGUCUCCAAAUCUGCAGACUGCUGUUUCUGAUUUGGAAGUGGAGUAUUCAGAUGAGCCUGGCACACUCUUCUAUUUCAAGUAUCCAGUUGCUGGUGGUUCAAUUGAUGACUUCUUGCCAGUAGCAACGACACGUCCAGAGACAUUAUUUGGUGAUACAGCAGUUGCAGUGCACCCUCAGGAUGAUCGAUAUAAAAAAUAUAUUGGAAAAAUGGCAAUUGUUCCAAUGAGUGGUGGCAGGGUGAUUCCAAUUGUUGCAGAUAAUUAUGUGGAUAGGGAGUUCGGAACAGGGGCAUUGAAGAUAACUCCUGGACAUGAUCAAAAUGACUAUGUGAUUGGGGAAAAGCUUGGUCUCCCAUUGAUUAAUAUUAUGAACAAGGAUGGCACUCUGAAUGAGAAUGCUGGGCCGUACAGAGGUCUUGAUAGGUUUGUUGCUCGGAGUAGGCUUUGGUUAGAUCUGGAAACUGCAGGACUUGCUCUGAGGGCAGAACCAUAUACUCUACGAGUGCCGAGAUCUCAGCGAGGUGGUGAAGUUAUUGAACCCCUUGUGAGUAAGCAAUGGUUUGUAAUAAUGAAACCUUUGGCUAAGAAAGCUCUCGAGGCUCUGGAGAAUGGAGACUUGAAAAUCAUACCAGAAAGGUUUGAGAAGACUUACAAUCAGUGGCUUUCAAACAUAAAAGACUGGUGUAUUAGCCGGCAACUUUGGUGGGGCCAUCGCAUUCCUGUUUGGCAUGUUAAAGAAAGAGAAGGGGAAUACAUUGUUGCCCGUAAUGAGGCAGAGGCAUAUAAAAAGGCUUUUGAAAAAUAUAGUGAAACUGUUCACUUAGAGCAAGAUUCUGAUGUCCUUGACACAUGGUUUUCAAGUGGACUCUGGCCAUUCAGCACUCUUGGCUGGCCCAACAAGAGAUCAGAAGACUUUGUGCGCUUCUAUCCAACAACUGUGCUAGAAACUGGGCAUGAUAUCUUAUUUUUCUGGGUGGCAAGAAUGGUAAUGAUGGGUAUUGAAUUCACUGGUAGACCGCCAUUUUCAUAUGUGUAUCUUCAUGGUCUUGUACGUGAUUCUCAGGGGCGUAAAAUGUCAAAAUCUUUGGGAAAUGUAGUAGAUCCUCUCGACACUAUAAGUGAGUUUGGGACAGACGCUUUACGGUUUACACUUGCAACUGGUACAACCCCAGGCCAGGAUAUAAAUCUUUCGCUAGAAAGAUUGGGAGCAAACAAGGCCUUUACAAACAAACUCUGGAAUGCUGGAAAAUAUAUCUUACAGAACCUGCCUCCCGAAUCUGAUACAUCUUCUUGGAAUGGAAUCAGGGACUGGAAGUUUGAUAAAGAGGGUUCAGUUUUAGACUUAUGUUUGAGUGAGCGAUGGGUGGUCACAAAACUUCAUGAACUUAUUGAUUUAGUAACAUCAAGCUAUGAGAGGUUUUCCUAUGGAGAAGCUGGGCGUGCAAUCUAUGAAUUCUUUUGGAGUGAAUUUGCUGACUGGUACAUUGAGGCCAGCAAAACACGUUUUUUUGGAAAGGAAGACGCUUCAACAAUUUCAUGUGCACAAGCAGUGCUAUUAUAUGUUUUUGAGAAUGUUUUGAAGCUACUCCACCCAUUCAUGCCUUAUGUUACAGAAGAACUUUGGCAGGCAUUACCUGCAAGAAACUCAGCUCUUAUUGUGGCAAAUUGGCCUAAAAUGUUGCUUCCAAGAGAUGUAAAGGCUGUAGAAAACUUUGAAAGUCUGCAAACAUUGAUUAGAUCCAUUCGUAAUGCUAGAGCAGAAUAUUCUGUAGAGCCUGCAAAGCGGAUUUCAGCAACUAUAGUUGGAGCACCUGAGAUACUGGGUUAUAUUUGUAAUGAAAAGACAGUAAUUGCAACUCUUUCGCGAUUGGAUAUUGAAAAUUUACAUUUCACUCAUACUCCUCCAGAACAUGCGAAAUUAGCUGUCCAUCUUAUUGCAAGAGAAGGAUUGGAAGCUUACCUGCCUGUCACAGAUAUGGUAGAUAUUUCAACUGAGAUUGAACGCGUUUCUAAGCGGUUAGUAAAGCUUCAGUCCGAGUAUGAUGGACAUAUGAAGCGCCUCACCUCAGCAAAUUUUGUAGAGAAGGCUCCAGCAAUAGUUGUUCAACAAGUGCACGAUAAAGCAAAUGAAGCUCAGGAAAAAAUUGCGAUUCUCAAUAACCGCUUAGCUUUUCUUCAAUCCACAAUUCUUAGUUCUAAAUGAAAAAAACUAAAAUAUAAUUUGCUCUCCAAAGUAUUGAAUCAGUUAUGUGAAAUUAUUGCUAAAGAUGAAUCUUCUCGAUUAUUUUGGUUUGAUGGUAGCAAUUAAACCUGCGAGUGCUCUCUGUAGCUGCGCUUGCAUUAACUUGAUAUCUUCUGCCAAGGUCAGCAAUAUUCUCAUAUAAGCUUUCGAAAUUACUAGAAAGAUACAGA